Messenger RNA from Aspergillus ruber CBS 135680, 823 nucleotides. RefSeq names its product NAD(P)-binding protein. The transcript has a single exon. Lineage: Eukaryota; Fungi; Ascomycota; Eurotiomycetes; Eurotiales; Aspergillaceae. The annotation marks the transcript as partial. The record is from RefSeq and is a predicted model, not a curated record.
AUGAUGGCACGCAUAUUCAUAACCGGCUCCAGCGACGGCAUCGGCCAAGCCGCUGCCCGCAUCCUCGCAGAAAAAGGCCACUCCGUCGUCCUGCACGCCAGAAACGCAGACCGCGCCGCCUCCACCCACAGCGCAGUCCCCAAAGCCGAAGCCGUGCUCGUGGGCGAUCUGCGCUCAAUUGCCGAGAUAAAGAAACUAGCCAAAGAAGCCAAAGGGCCAUUUGACGCGGUUAUUCAUAAUGCCGGGAUUGGAUACGGCGGUACAUCGAGUCGAGAAAUCACCAGUGACAAGCUAUCUGCCGUGUUUUCUGUUAACACGCUCGCGCCGUAUAUUCUCACUUGUUUAAUGGACAAGCCAACAUCACGGCUGUUAUUUAUGAGUUCAGAUAGUCACUACGGUGGCGACGAAAGCUUGAGAAAUGUGACGCAGAGUCAUUCAUACAGCGACAGUAAAUUACACGACACAAUGCUGGCAAAUGCGUUUGCGAGACGGUGGGGUGAUAUUCAGGUCGUGAGCAUGCACCCUGGUUGGGUGAGGACUAAGAUGGGUGGGAUGAUGGCUCCGGGGGGGAUGGAUAAGCCGGCUAAGGCGUUGGCGGAAUGGGCUGUUGGACAGGGGAAGCUGGCUGAUUUGAGGAGCGGGGCGUUUUUCACUACGAGUGGGGAGGAUUCACCGCAUCCGGGGGCUGGGAAUGUGGGUAAGCAGGAGGAGUUGUUGAGGAUUUGCAGGGAGGUUUCUGGGGUGGGGGUUCCAGGUGAAUAGAUAGAUGAAACUUAGGCUAUGAAUGUUAUGAUUAUUGACCGUUCGCUUAUUGAACUCGCCA